Molecule: messenger RNA, 686 nt
Organism: Uranotaenia lowii
Lineage: Eukaryota; Metazoa; Arthropoda; Insecta; Diptera; Culicidae
Product: general odorant-binding protein 67-like
Exons: 3
Coding region: 29-625 (198 amino acids)
Molecular function (GO): odorant binding
Source: RefSeq, a predicted model, not a curated record
AAUUUCAUUCGCAGAAAAGUGAAAAUUUAUGGCUAAAAAGAUGAACUCCCUACUUUCGGUUGUCGUUUUAGCGUCGGUGUUCUUCGGAGGAGUCCUGUCCCAGCCCAAACCGGACGAUGCAAGCUGCCUGACUGCAAACAACAAAAAGCCGAAGGAAUGUUGCAAAGCACCCAUGCCAGUCGACGAAGCUACGAUGACCCGAUGCGCUACGGAAAACCCGAAGAUUCCACCAACCCCGGGUGCUCCGAAGACCGAAGGCUGUUGUCUCGCCCAGUGCGUCACGACGACUGUGAACAUUUUCAAGAACAACGCCAUCGAUGCGGAAGCGGCCAAAACGGCUCUGGCGGCUACCACGGGUUCGGAUCCUGCCUUUGCCCCGCUAAUUGGGCCGAUUGUGGACGAGUGUGCCAGUAAGGUGAACGCAGAUCAAGCCCUCAAGGCGACUCCGGUUUCGGCCGUCCCCGGCAAGACGCCCUGCAGUUUCAUUCCGGAAGCGUUUAUCGGUUGCGUCGAGCUGCAGCUGCUCCAGAAGUGUCCGGCCGCAUCCUGGAACGAUAACGCCGACUGCCAGUCACUGCGACAGAAGGCCGCUUCCGGUUGUUCGUUUUCUUCGUUGAUGAAGUGAACAGCACAUCCCAGUCGAAAUAUUUAAAUCAUGAACGGAUAAAUGACAACAGGAAGCCCUU